AUGUCUUCCUACACAAACCAACCUGCCGUCGCCGCCCACGAACAAAAGGUCCACGGGAACGAAAAGGCCGCCGACGCAACUCACGCCGCAAAGGAAGCCGCAAAGGCCUACUACGACGCCGCGACCCUCAAGACUGCCGACACCCAGCAAUCCGCCCAGAUCUACGCCGACACCGCAAAGGACUCUGCGAAAGACUCCUACGCGUCUGCAAAGGACUCUACGGUGAACACAUCGGCGAACGUCGCGGACCAGGCCCGUGCGGCCUACAACUCUGCAUCAGUUCAGGCCCAACAGUCUUACCACAACGCCGCGGAUGCUACCCGUAGCACGAUCGACUCGGCUGCCAACACCGCUUCCAACGUUGCGACCAAUGCUCAGGUGAAGGCUGCGGACGCUUACAACUCGGCGGCUGACACGACGUCGCGCAACAUCGACGCCGCCAAGGUCAAGGCUGCUGACACUUACAACUCUGCUGCCAACACCACUUCAAACGCUGCUACCUCCGCCCAAAUCAAGGCUGCUGACACGUACAACUCGGCCGCCAACACCGCAUCCAACGCUUCCACCACCGCCCAGGUCAAGGCAGCCGAGACACCCGCAGUCGCCAAGAGCUACGUCGCGACCGCCCAACAAACCGCCCAGCCUUACGUCAACGCCGCUCUCGAGAAGGCCGAGCAGGCCAAGACCUCCGUCGUUUUCACCGCGGCCCAGGCCGCCGACACCGUGAAGGCUUCUGCUCUCGCAACGGGAGCCAAGGCAACCGAGAUCUUCAACACAGCCCAACAAAAGACCACCGAGACCCUCGUCGCCGCCCGUGACCUGGCCUCUCACCACGCCACCAUCGCCACCGAGAAGGCAGUCGCCGCAAAGGACACCGUGGUCGGAACCGCCGUAGGAGCCAAGGACUACACCGUCUCGACCGCAACCUCUGCGACCAACCAGGCCACCGCCGCAGCUAUCAACGCGAAAGACCGCGCGAUCGGUGCCGGUGUCGCGGCAAAGGACUACGCAGUUGGGACAGCUGUCGGCGCCAAGGAGUCCUUGACCCCUGCGACCACCACCACCACCACCACCACCACCGGCCCCACCGCCACCCAAAAAGCCUACGCGGUCGCCAACCAAAUCGCCGGCACCGUCUACACCACCGCCGAAAAGGCCCUCCACACCGUCGAAGGCUACGUCCCCGAAUCCGUCAAAUCCACCGCCAACCGCGCCCUGCACACCGUCGAAGGCUACGCAGCCCCCGUCGUCGAGAAGGCCCGCGGGAUCCUGCCCGGCGCAGCACCCGCGGCUGUCGGGAAGCCCACGGAUGAGGUCGUUGGCGCUGUGAUCGUUGACGAUGUCGUGGAGACCCGGACCGGUGUGCAGGAGAACAUUGCGGUGGUUCCGGUCGUGGAACACCACAAGACGGCGCCGGUUGUUCAGCCUUUGUAG
Molecule: messenger RNA, 1434 nt
Organism: Fimicolochytrium jonesii
Lineage: Eukaryota; Fungi; Chytridiomycota; Chytridiomycetes; Spizellomycetales; Powellomycetaceae
Exons: 1
Coding region: 1-1434 (477 amino acids)
Source: RefSeq, a predicted model, not a curated record